Messenger RNA from Arabis nemorensis, 1038 nucleotides. The record is from the annotation of a GenBank genome assembly. Lineage: Eukaryota; Viridiplantae; Streptophyta; Magnoliopsida; Brassicales; Brassicaceae.
AUGCCCCAGCCCAAGAAAACCAGUGCUCAAAGAGUGUAUCACACACAAAACGAACAAGCUGGAUACAAGAAACAUCUAAAUCCUAAGUCAAUGCACCAGAACGCCCACCAUACUGAAAUGGUAUCUACCAACGCCAUAGUUAAGCCACAUGGGGUGCGACAAGUAGCUUGGGAGAAGAAGGUUAAACAAGACCUGAAUCCAACAGCCAUGUGUGGAUGGCAAGCAAAUGAUCAAGAUAAGUGUUCUGCCCCAAAAACAUCAAAUGAACUAACUUGUUAUCGGUGCAAGGUACAAAAACACAUUGCAAAGGCCUAUCCCACGAGAGACGGUUCAACAAAAAUAGAAUCUGAGCAUACCCAUUGCCAUAAUCCACAAGUAAGUGAAGUUCAAAACCUUGUUGAAGACGUGGAUAAUAUCAAAGUAAGCCCUAUUCCAAAACAUGCUGGUACAUGUGCCUUAGAAGAUUUCAAAGACCGAGUAGGAUCAAAAUUUAGACAAAGCAUGCUCUUAGAUCAAAUUCAAAACCAAGCCGUUCUUGACACCGCUCUGCUCAAACCCACAAUAGAGAAAGAUGAUAGUGUCAUUGACACCUUGCUAACCAAAGAUGAGCCAACAGAAUCAUCUCAACGAACCAAGGUUCAAGGAAAACAUAAUGGAGAAACAAAUAGUGAAGUACGAGAUUUCACUAGAGGUUGUGCAAUUCUAUUCCAGAAACAAGAACAUCGAGUUACAUGUUCCCUUUUGAUAAAGGAUAAACCACCCGACUUAUCCCGACAAUCACCAGCAGUUCAAACUCAAGGGAAAAAUGUUAGAGGAUGUGGUAAGCUAGUUAAACCUGAUCUUGAAACUUCAAAUACUAGUAUCAUGCACUUGUCUUUGUCAAAAGAAGUUAAGACAUGCCUAGGAGCCACUAAGGAGCACAUGGUCAAAGUCAGAGAGUUUACAACAGAACCAAAGCAAACUCUAAUGACCCUUCACUUUGUGUUGCCUACGAAAGAAAAAGUGGAACAAACCAAAGAUCUUAUCAAGAGACUAUGA